AUGAGGAUCCGUAAGCGCACGCCAGCCAGGGCCGCCUCACCGGGACCGACGCGCCACCGCGCCGAAUCCCCACCGCCGCAGCAGCAGCUCAAGGAGAGGCCCCACGAGAAGGAGGUGGAGGAGGAUAAAGCAAGCCUGCCCGUCGUCGGAGUCGGAGAGGAAGAAGACCUGGUACCAGCCGCUUCCGAGAGAAGCGCAACGGGCGUUCAGAAACAGAAACCGGAUUCAGAGCCGGCCACGCACGGCGCCAGCACGGCGGCGCUGCCCGCGAGGUGCACCCGGAACGACGGGAAGCGCUGGCGCUGCAAGAACGAGGCCGUGCCGGGGUACAUGCUCUGCGACGGCCACAUGGCGUGGUCGACACGCAGGCGGCGCAGGCCCAGGGCCAGCAACAAGAAUCGCAGCGGCCGCGUCAAGCACGAGGCGGCCAUGGAGGCUAGUAACCUGCCAUGCGACGGUGGCGGCGACGAGUUCAGCUAUUAUGGAGGUGGCGGGUUCCAGCCGGGCUCCCCAAAGCGGGCGAGGAAUGGUGGAGCUAGGCCCGCUCCGUGAACCAGCUCGGCGCGCGCUGCUGUGUUGAGUCUCUCAUGCUUCCAUCCAUUCCGCACAGCUACCUUUGCCGCAUUGAUCGAUAGCUCUCGCUUUUAUUCUUAUACAACAGCUUAAUCAAAUCCACUACAGCUAACUGCACAGGAUUCACAGGCAAUAUGUGGCGCCUCCCUCGAAGAAAUCUGAGACCCGAUACAACACUGAAGAAAUCUGAGACCCGAUGGAACACUGUUUUUUUUAAGCAAAUGAUCAUUCGUACACGACAUUCCUGGCAUUGCUUCUGCCCGUAUUUUUCUUUUCUGUUUCGCUAGUCAAUUUACAUUGUGAUUCAUGCACUUAACGUUGUAAGGGGGUUGCAGAUAAGAUUUUAAAGAUGCAAGAUUUUUCA
Messenger RNA from Lolium rigidum, 937 nucleotides. RefSeq lists its product as uncharacterized. The transcript has 3 exons. The record is from RefSeq and is a predicted model, not a curated record. Bases 1 to 552 code for a protein of 183 amino acids. Lineage: Eukaryota; Viridiplantae; Streptophyta; Magnoliopsida; Poales; Poaceae.